Molecule: messenger RNA, 4314 nt
Organism: Acanthocheilonema viteae
Lineage: Eukaryota; Metazoa; Nematoda; Chromadorea; Rhabditida; Onchocercidae
Source: the annotation of a GenBank genome assembly
AUGGAAGAAAGUGAAGAUGAUCGUUACCCGCGACCACGUGGUAUUAAUGUGAUACAUUUUGUAAAAGAACGGGUGAGACAAAUUGCUGAGUUAAUUCAGGCCGUCGAUAAUCGCGUAUUAGUAUCAGGAGAAGUGACUAAGGGACCACGUACAGCAAUACAGCGUCUGCCGCGUCAUAUGCGUCGUCGUGCAAUGUCUUAUAGCAUCAAGCGCUUCCCACGUAUGCAACGCCGUUUUGCAAUUUCAGCAGUUUCAGCUUCGAAACAUCGUCAAAAACCACCUAGUCGUUUUUGGAGAAGACGACCAAGAAACCUACUUUUGAAUUAUAUUAGACGCCAAAGAAAGCAUGUGUGGCUUGAAACACAUAUAUGGCAUGCAAAACGUUUUCGAAUGAUCCAAAAAUGGGGUUAUAAUUUACCAUUCUGCAGUUAUCUACGGGCUUUUCGACCUUCGCAUCGUGAUGCAAUGAGGCAUUGUGUUGUUCGAGACGUUAGCUUCUUGCAUUGUUUUCAGAUAAUUGGAAGCAGUCAAACAGCAAUAAUUGAGCUUUUACGUAACAUUUGUGCACCCGAAGUUGGCCCAACAUUUGCAUUCAAAACUGCUUUAGAUGGUCGUUUUGAGAUGCCAGUGAUGUUAUACGAACCAAGCAAGUAUCCGCGUGGGUUCAUUGCACCUGCUAGAUUUUUAUGGAGUAAACACAAAGGACCAAAUAAAAAGAAAGCAAUGGAUUUUGGAAAAUUACGUUUGUUUUUUCCGGCUGGACAGACUGAUGAAAAUUAUACAUUAGCUGUCUGGACACAUCCAUCUUCGAGUAAAAAUAUAUUAUCGAGAUUUAUCGAUCUGCUAAAAUUGAGAAAACAGGACCACACAAUAGAUCUUAUAGGAAUAGACGAAGUGCCACGCAGUAUUGAUGAAUGGAGACUACGUAAUUUAGAGAUAAAGACAGAUGUCUAUGUAAGUGAUGAAGGUUUAAAGUUAUUGGAUUUAAGUGAUCAGGUGAUUCGAUUCAGAUUAUAUGGUCCAAAAUCACUUGAUAUAGUGCGUGAAGUUCUUGCUGUUGUCGAAGAAAAUGAACUUGAAGAUUCGAGAAUGAAAGAAUUCAUGUCAAAUAACCACUGGUGGAGGAAUAAAUGUAGCAAGCUUAGUCCCGGUGAACUCCCAGAUGGUUUUGUUUUCAGUUUGCUUGUGGAAGAUCCUAGAUUAACUCGACCAUUGAAAAAAACAAAGCCAAGUGAAACUAAUGGAUGUUCAGCAAAAUCGUUAAAUAUAGACAGUUUGCCAUCUCCACUGAACGACUUUUGGAAUUUUGAAAUUCGGAAAAAAGCUCUUGAGAAGAAAUUGACUGAAACGGACUUGCAAAAAAUGCGAAAUACGCAGCUGAAGCCAGUAAAAACAUCUGAAGCUAAGAUACCAAUACUUUUAGUAGUUCGAAAUAUAAGUACAGGAACAACAAGUCCGUUCAUUGGUUUAGAUCUCAUUAUACCAUCCGGAUUUGGUUUGGAAUUUUGGCUUGCUCUGCAAUAUGGUACUGCAAGAAGUGUUGGAUUAAAGGAUCAGAAAUUCCUAGAAUUGGAAUCAAGCCAUUUUAAUUUUCCCGCUGAUGUACCAGAUUGUGAUGCUGGUCUUAACGAAUUUAAAGAAGAAUAUAUUAAUCUGCAGGAAAAGCAUAUACGACGUCCACAUAAUCGCCGAAUGAAGUAUUGGAGCAGCUUAUCAAUCAAAUAUCCUUUCACGUUUCAGUUCUCUGAGUUAUCUCAUAAUUGGCUGGAGAAUUCAAGCAUUGAGGGUGCUGCAUACGUUAUACGUGACCGUAGAAUAUUGCAGAGUAUUGAGAAAUGGUUGGCUGGAAGAGCACCAAUGCCGGAAGAAUCUGUUAUGAAUUCCGCAGCAUUAGUACCCAUAUCUCUUGUAUCAACAACACGAGGUCGUCCACAGCGAUUCGCACUGAUAUGUGCACCAAUCGGGGAGGAUUUUACGAGUGUAGCAAAACUGUGGAGAGGCGAAAAUGCUAUACAAAUCAUUGAACAACCGCGGAGAAGUACCUUAAAAUCAGCGUUUGAUAAUAAGGAAAAUAAAGAAGACCAAGGAAAUGAGAUUGGACUAGAGGAUUUCAUUUCAUUGGAUGUUACGGCAAGUGAAAAGCACAUAUCGCUGAACUCACUUUUUCCUGACAAGGAAAUGUUACGGAAGCGAAAAAUGAAGGAGAGAAAAAAGGAAAAAAGAAAAAAAGCGAAAGAAGCUAAACGAUUGAAAAAAAGUGUGGAAAAUGAUUCGCAGACUUCCACUUCUAAACAGCUGGAAAAUAAUAGGGACGAAUUGGAAGAGGAAGCAGUGGAGCUCAUAAAAUACAGUAGCAGCUGUUCUAGGCCUAUCAUUGGCAGAGUUGUACGCGGUGAUUAUUCAUUCGUACAUGGAAGAGGCUUUGCUAUCGGUUAUUGUUGUUUACCAGCUUUGAAACUUUAUCGUGGUGUUAUAUUGUUCCGGAAUAUUACAUCUAGAUAUUAUCAUCCAGCUCGAAUUACCCUUCUUAAAAAUCAAGUCGACUUGAUGCAAAUGUUGGAAAUGGUAUUAGGAAAACGGAAGGAAAUGCAAACUGUGAAUUUAUACGUAGUCGGAAAGGUGGCGGAAGUUGAUUACAUUACUAACACAUCAUUUCUGAGGACAACGGUGAUGCAUUGGUUAUCGGUGAAGUAUUCGUGGAGUAUACCACAGAUUGCUAUUUGUGUAAUCAUGCAUGCUAUAUAUGUAAAUGGAAAACUAAAAGGUCGGAUAUGUGCAUAUGGCGACAUUGAUCGUGACCUAUAUACUGAUAUUAUUGUACAGAAUCAUGAUCGAUUAAUGAUUUAUUUUCAGAAUGAAAAUGGCGAAUUUUUCGAAGCAGGACAAAAUAUUAACCUUCUCUCAUCACAAAUUGUUUCAUGUGCAGUUGGGGAUUUUAAUGGUGAUUCAGUGCCUGACAUAUUGGUUUCGAGAAAGAACCCCAAUGGCGAGAAAGGUUAUGAAUCGACUGUACAUAUAUUUUCAUAUAAUGCUUACAAGCCAGUUCAUUUAAACGCAACAUUACUAGAUGAGCUUGCUGUGAUGGAUGUUAACGGUGAUGGUAUCAGUGAUGUUGUGGGAUUUCUCAGUAACAAUUCUUUAUUUUGUCAGUUGGGUUCAGCGGCAGGAAAUUUUUCACCCUGUGAACAUUUUUUCAAAACGUUUGAUAAUAUGUCGAAUAUUGUCCCAUACGAACGUUUUUUGCAUUCCUUUGUCGAUAUAAAUGGUGAUUUAAGUGCUGAAAUAAUAUUUGGUACCAAAAUUGACAAUCGUUUAAAAAUGCAUGCAUGGAGAAGAAUAUCAAAUGAACUGUGGGAGUUAGAUGAAGCGCUUAUUGCCGAUUUACCAGCCGACUCAUGUUCUACCAAUUACUUUGGUGCUGUAUUAUUUGCCGAUUUUGAUGCCGAUGGAAUUGUUGACAUUGGUUUACCAUGUUGUGCUGAUGCGACGUGUCGAAAAGUAGUAGUGAUCAAUAUGUGGAAUCAUUAUAUCGGAGCAUGGCAAGAUUUUCACAUUACUGGUCUUGAGGGUUCCGAUCUGGUAUCCAAAAAAGAUGAAGGGAAUGUUGUUUUUCGUGUUGGAGAUUUUUCAUUGGAUGGUUAUCCUGACUUAAUAGCACUUGUUCGAGAAAAAACGCAAAAUCCAAUGAUCCUGGAGAAUGUUCCAUGCACAGAUUGUAUUUCUAAUGCUUCUAGAAGAUUUGAAUUGAGGACAAGUCCUAGGCUUAUCCAGCCUGCUGAUGUUUCCUUGGGUCAAAUUCAGUUGGCGUCGUUUUUUGAUUUGAAAGAGGAUGGUACUCUCGAUGUACUGCUUGAAUAUAAAGAUGCUGAUCAAAGUAUGGCUGUUGAUUUCAUUAAAUGUGAAGAUCAGGGUGAUACAACUAUGUCCGACUCAUGGGGUCAUGAUCAGGUCGGCUCACAAUGUCAGAUGCCUCAAACAACACAUCGAGCACUUCAUACACCGUUUGCUCUAUUUGGUUUAGGAAGGUCACCAAAUUUUGUUGAUUAUGUGCAUAUUGGCUCUCCACGUGUGCCAUUGGCAGGUGUCCUGUAUUAUGGAAAUCAACACUAUUACUUGAAGCAAAUUGUGCCGAAUUCAAGAUUAAUUGUUGUACCGCCUAAAGGUGAUGGAGUUCACUGGCAGAGUAGACUUUACCUUACUCCUAGUCAGAAGUUGAAUAAUGCUGUACUUUCAGCUGAUAAAACAAUCGUUGAUGGUAUUAAUAUCAGUCUGUAUGAUACUUUUAUUGGUGGUAGUAUUUUUGCAUUAUCGUGA